AUGCCCGUUUAUGUUGCUGCUGAUUUGAAGAAAAUUCCCGGCUAUUUGAAAUUCUCCAAACCUGAGGUUGGGUUCAGCACCAAAAUUGACAGAAUUGACAAAAUUCAACAUGAGCCGCGUUCGCUUCAGCCUGAGACAUUAACUCGUCAAUCAACGCAUCUGUUGGCAGCUCAACCUACGACACCUCUUCAACACUUAAUGAAUCCACCAGCGUUUGAAAAUAAAGUCAAAGUUCCUAAAAAAAUUAAAGGUACCAACAUUAGUGAAGCGUGCCAAAACAGCAAUUCCAUCCUAAACCCUGAAAUUUGGGGUGAAAACACGUACAUAUGUGAAUGGACUUUCACUUCGCCCAAGCCUCCGACAUCAAAUGGUGACCAAAUUAAAGAAACUACUCAAGAAUCCCACUCUCAGGAUACCAGUAAUUUGACUAAGUGGGCCAAGUGA
Molecule: messenger RNA, 444 nt
Organism: Helobdella robusta
Lineage: Eukaryota; Metazoa; Annelida; Clitellata; Rhynchobdellida; Glossiphoniidae
Exons: 3
Coding region: 1-444 (147 amino acids)
Source: RefSeq, a predicted model, not a curated record